This is a messenger RNA of Lytechinus variegatus (green sea urchin), 4846 nucleotides long. RefSeq names its product protein polyglycylase TTLL10-like. NCBI's taxonomy places the organism in Eukaryota, Metazoa, Echinodermata, Echinoidea, Temnopleuroida, Toxopneustidae. Bases 67 to 2892 code for a protein of 941 amino acids. The transcript has 13 exons. The record is from RefSeq and is a predicted model, not a curated record. Gene Ontology annotation, biological process: protein modification process.
GAUGAAUUCAGACAGCGGGAUCUGAUUCGAGAGAGGGAGCUAGUAGGAAAGAAAGACCAUGAGCGAAUGUGGGCCCUUCGAAUGAAGUUCUUGGACCAAUGUAAAAAUUACUUUGGUGUACCAUAUGCUAAGCGCUACCAAACACCAGGAACUCCUGAGUAUGAUGCUCCAUUAUUUUUAGACUGCUGUGGUCUUGUCAGGAGGGUCUUGCUAGAUUUAAAAGGAGAUUUUGGUUUCAAGGUUGAUAGCUGGAACCAAGCCUACCAAUAUGAUACUCUACCUCUUACAAUCACGGAACAAGAGAUGAAACCUGGUGACUUAGUCUUUAUCUCAGGCACCUACUUCAAUGAGAAAUCUAAGAAGCAGAAGCAUGAUAUGGUUCACGUGGAAGUAUGGUUAGGUGAUGGUCCUAAAACAAUUGGAGCACGGUGGCAGAAGGGAAAAGUUCAAAUCUUUGAUUCUUAUCGAUUUGUUUCCAAGUCUUAUCACAGUAUGGUCUACCACUUCAAGUCCAUUGAUACAUGGCUGCAAGGAAUAUGUAAAAGCUACUGUGAUGAACACCCAUGGACUCGAACCAAAUAUAAACCAGGCAAGAAAUCUAUCUUCUCUAUUGAGCGAAAGCGGAAAGAAGAAGAUGAAUUUGAAGAAGCUGCUGAUGCAAGUGAUGCUGAUGAAGAGGAAGAAGAGGAGGUGAAGAAAGAAGAUGAUGGCCAGAUAGUAGCAGAAGCUAUGGAGAAUACUUGUCAUGGCAUCCAUGAAGAGCUGGGGAAUGAUUUAACUUCACUUGAUGAUGAGUUUCCUCUUGAUGAAGAAGAGAAGAAUGAGGGUGAUGAAGUAUUUCAAGGAUCUUAUUACCAUACUGAUUCUCAAAUAAAUGAUUGUCAUCGUGAAGAUGAGAAGAAUAGUGAAUCACAAACACCUGCCUCAACAAAGAUUAUGAAUCAAACUUCAGAAUCUUCCACUACCUUCAAUAAUCCAAAUUCUAACAACAAUAACAGCAACCAAAGUGCUGAUUAUGGUUGCUAUGACAACAACCCAAACAACACGAAUGAAGAGGGAGGUAAAGGAAGAUCUACUUCCUGUUCUUCUGGUGAGCCAGGUGGCUCAGGUAAAGGAAGUAAGACAAGCAAGGAUUCUUCAUGGUCUAAGAAGAAAGAUGGAAGGAAUGAAGAGAGAAGAGGAAGAGGAGGGGGACGUGAGAGGAGGAGCCCUGGUGAGACCAGUGGUAGGAAAUCUGUUAUGCAUCUUGAUACAUCACCAGCAUUCUAUAUUGGUGGAAAUAAUGGAGUAUCAUUGAUUGAAGGAGUAUUAUUGGCAAGAGGUUGGCAUAGAAUGACAGAGAAGCACAGCGAUCAGUUCAGGUUGAAAUGGGUAGAACUUAGAAGUAGCAUCAACUAUAACACAUUCAAACCAGGAGAACAACUUGUGAAUCGCAUCCCUAACUGUGGAGCAAUCCUAGCAACCAAGACUGGCCUCUUUAACACAUUAAGAGAGUAUGAGAGAGUAUGUGAUAGGACAAGAGGUGGAGGUAGAUCUAAAUUUGGUCUCAGACUACAGGAGUUCUUCCCAGAGUCAUACAUCUUGGAUUUAAAAGCUGAUAGAGAUGCAUUCUUUGAGAUUUUUAAAGAAGGUGAGAUUUGGAUCAGCAAACCAAAUGGUAUGAACCAAGGUAAAGGGAUCUAUCUAGUGAGGGAUAUCAGUCUGCUUCAAGAGAGAUACAGAUUACGAGAAGAAGAAGCUGCUUCUAAUAAAGUUAUGCAGAGAAGAACAAGAGUUCAAGCUGCAGGACAGAGACUUAUUCAAAGGUACAUUCCAAAUCCUUUGCUGCUGAAUAACAAGAAGUUUGAUGUUCGUGCCUACAUGCUGAUUGCCUGUACCAAUCCAUUUAUAGUCCUCUUUCAUAAUGGAUAUCUUCGUUUGUCAUGUGAAGACUAUGAUCCUGAGAGCACAGAUAUCACCACACAUCUUACUAACCAGUUCCAGCAGAGGAAGAAUCCUAACUAUCAAGAUAUAAAAGAAGAUACUGUAUGGAGUAUGAAUGCAUUUAAUGAUCAUGUCAAUCAACAUCUGUCAGAAGAUAAAGGUCUUCCUAAGGAUUGGGUUCUAGGAUUCUUCCAGAAACGUAUGUGUCAGAUCAUGAGUCAGUGCUUCCUUGCCUCAAAGAAUAAACUUGAUACAUCAUUGGGAUAUUUUGAUCUUCUAGGAUUUGACUUUCUCCUUGAUGUUGAUAUGAAGAUUUGGUUAUUAGAGAUUAAUGUUAAUCCAGCUCUGCAUACAAACUGUGAGGUUCUCAAGGAGCUACUACCACAAGUUGUUGAAGAAACAUUAGAUAUCGUUAUUGAGAUCCAAGAGAAAGUGAAACGAAAGCAUCCCAUUAUGCCACUUAGCAAGCGUUCACAUUAUCAGGUUCUGUAUGAUGAGACAUCCGGAGGUAGUGUACCUUGUAUGAGACCACCAACACGCAAGGCUAUGUCUAGCAGCUCUUCAGCCAAUGACGGUGUGACAACCUCAAGAACAGCUCGUACUUCACUUAGCCCACAGAAAGCUAUGUUAAAAGAAAAGUCACCCAAACAAGUAGUGACUUCUUCAAGACAACCAUUGACUUCACCAAGACAAGCCAUGACUUCACCAAGACAAGUCAUGUCUUCCUCAAAACAGACAGUGACAUCACCUAGAGUAUCAUCUGCUGUACCGCCUCCCAUUGUGAUGCCGAACAGAGAACCACCAUUACUCCAUAGCAGACAGCUACCUGUUGUUAAGCUUACACUGAGAAAAAAUAUUACUCCUCUGACUCCUCCUGUUUCUCAAAUGUACAAAGAGGGCGCUUUAUUAAAGAAGAGUGAUACUGAAGUGCAGGAAGCAAUGUCCCAAAUGAAUUCUAUUCAUUUGUGAAUGUAGUAUAUUAAUAUCACUUUACCAUUUCUCAAUGCGACUCCAGAGGACUUUGUUACUCUGGUGUAAUUCUUGUAUUAAUCUUUAUAUGCCUUUAUAUUUCAAUGAAUUCAUUCUGCUAAUUUUCUCACUUUCAACUCUCCUGAGUGUGGCAAAUGUAGAUUCAUGUAUAUAAGUCACUUUUGAAUGAAGUUAGUGAUGAAGUGAUGAUAUGUAUUGGUGAAGGAACCAUACGUAUUGUUAAUUGUGAUCCUGGUUUAGAAAAAUUAUAUGGUAUCCUAUAUUUGUAAACUGGCUCAUUGUAAAGUUUUUCAAUUCAUUACAAAGUCUUGUUGGGAGAUACCUUUGCAUUAAUUCUAUCAAGAAUGGAUGUAGCCUUAGAUAAAUUUGCAGAGUCAAAUACUGAAUCUGUGAUUCUUUAAGGUGUUGCUUUCUCAAACUGGUCCCUUUGCACAGCUUAUGGGGAUUUAAGAAUUAAGAGAUUAUGCUAUAAGUGAUAUAAUCAAAUUUCAUUCAAAUUUGUAAAGAAAAAAGUUAGAAAAAACAAACUAUCAAUAAAAAUAGCUGGAUUUUAUUGAUGGACUGGAUUUUACUGAUGGAAAACAUUGCUUGUAUAUAAAGCUAAUCAUUAUUUUGUCUACUGAAGAUCCUACAUGAUUUUUUUAAGUCAAAUUCUUGAUAACUAUUAGACUGAUUUGUGAAAUCAAAAUGUAUUUUCAUCACCCAAUAUAGUUCCUGAACUCCAGUCAGGUUGGUUAUUGUUUGGAUACAAUCUGAACAGUGGUGCAGUUAAACUAUAUCAUAUUUCCAUGGAUUUUCAAAUCCCUCUGGUAUGCGGCUAAAUUACUUCAAAAAAUAACAAUUAUUUUCAAUGAAAUGUAUAGAACUAGGAAGCUCAUUUUUAUGUUCUAACUCCUAUAAAGAAUUUCAUUGGUCUUGUGUCAGUGGUUUUGAAUACAUUAAACAAAUAUGAAUUAAACAAAUCCGGCUUUGAGAAAGUAUAGUGGAAUCAUUUAUCUGAGGUUGGUCCGACAAUUACUAUUUUUCCCGGAAAUAAAGUAGUUUGCCAGUCCAGCCAACUAUGCUUUUGAAGGAAACUCUUGAUAUGUUUGUUUUAUAUCCUACUUCAGAAUUUAGAACCAAAAUCUAUGUGUGAAGCUUGCAGAGUCCGGUUAUUUGCGUUGAAUGACCCACUUCUCCUUAAGUGGAAUGGUGAUUAGUGCCUGCGCUGAUGCAUCAUGGGACUUGAACGGGAGAGACAGCUCACUGCUGGUGCUCCUGAGAGUUUUAGUUUGAAAUAAUGACGUCAGAAUAUUGGUAAACCGAAAAAUAUAUCGAGGUCUGACGUCACGCAACAUCAUAUUUAGAAUGUAUUUGGUCACAUGAUACUAUUUGAACCAAUCACUAUACAGGAUGUAAUCUAUGUAGGAUAAAUAGUAUAUUAUGUAACAGUGGUUCUUUUCAGCCCAUUCCAAGUUUGCAUGCCUGUAGCACUGCUGUGUGUUCUGCACUUUCUAGCAUGUCAACCCCCUUUAAACAUUAUGACCAUGGAAUUCCCUGAUCUGACCAGGGAAAUCUCCUUGAUCUUACCAGGCUCAUCAAAUCACAACCAUGAGCAUGAUCAGAAAGGCAAAAACAAUAUUUGACAGUUCAUUUCAUAUUUGACAUAAUGAUUAAGACAAACGGUGGGUGUUUCAUGAAAGUUGUGGGCACUGAUUGAAUUGUUAGUACUGACAAUUUCAGUGAAAUCCUUGGUUUGAUUGGCUGAAAGGCACUGGCCUCUGGCUGUUACUAUGGUAACUGUCGGAGAAAUACAACUUAUCAGUGCUGACGAAAUUCACGAAACGGUUCCCAGGACUUGUCUGUUUCAUGCCUAAUACUGCAUUUUUGUUUUCAUUACUUUUUUUAGUUAAUAAAACCCCCAUUCCACAGAGAGCAAGACCUCUGAAAGACU